Messenger RNA from Hyaena hyaena (striped hyena), 2134 nucleotides. It is a transcript of the gene KCNE3, whose product is annotated as potassium voltage-gated channel subfamily E regulatory subunit 3. The coding region runs from base 304 to 603 and encodes 99 amino acids. The record is from RefSeq and is a predicted model, not a curated record. NCBI's taxonomy places the organism in Eukaryota, Metazoa, Chordata, Mammalia, Carnivora, Hyaenidae. Gene Ontology annotation, biological process: regulation of ventricular cardiac muscle cell membrane repolarization; regulation of heart rate by cardiac conduction; membrane repolarization during action potential. The transcript is spliced from 3 exons. Gene Ontology annotation, molecular function: voltage-gated potassium channel activity involved in ventricular cardiac muscle cell action potential repolarization; transmembrane transporter binding; potassium channel regulator activity. Gene Ontology annotation, cellular component: membrane.
UGUGCGGACUGGCAGGCGGAGCGCGGAGGGGUGCUGCGCGGGGGCGCUGCGGGGCACAGAGUGCGGCGUCCUGCAGACAGACGGGCGCUCCUCAGAGGCUUGCCUAGAGGCAGCACUGGGUCUUCCCAGCUCCCAGUGUCAAUACUGAGACCCCAGAUGUGGCCAGAGACACCCUGAAGAGGCUGAGGGGCGGAGGAGUCUUAGUGCACCCACAGGGAGAUUCCUGAGGCUGACUCAGAGCCAGAGAAUUUGCCUGCUAUUUGAGCGUCCUCUGGUUCUUUGCCCACUUCAAUCCCUGUUGCUAUGGAGACCACCAAUGGGACUGAAACUUGGUAUGAAAGCCUGCAUGCCGUGCUGAAGGCUCUCAAUGCCACUCUUCACAGCAACCUGCUCUGCCGGCCAGGGCCAGACAGCCUGACAAAGGAGCGGCGGGCAAACCUACCUGGCCGUGAUGACAACUCUUACAUGUACAUUCUCUUUGUCAUGUUUCUAUUUGCUGUCACUGUGGGCAGCCUCAUCCUGGGAUAUACUCGCUCCCGCAAAGUGGACAAGCGCAGCGACCCCUAUCACGUGUACAUCAAGAAUCGUGUGUCUAUGAUCUGAUGCUAGGGGGCCGGGAAUGGCAGAAUAUCAAGACACCAGAACUCAGUGCUGGACCACAUCAGGUCUCAGUGUCCCCAUCGGUAAGAUCAACAAGAAAACGUGGUCAUUAUUAGGGUGGGAGGAGAGGGGCUGGCAGACCUGGGCCUUGUGGAUAAAGAUUUUUUUUCCCAGUAAAAAUGGACUUUAUAGAACAUGAGAGCCCCAUGAACAAAUAUAUAGAAGUAGCAAAAGAGAGUAACCAACAGCUGGUCAAGUGGCUGGAGUACUGGGAGCUAGGAGCUGGAGGCUGGCGGAAGGAGAAAAGAAAGCUGUCGCAGAAGGAAAUGAAACAGGAAGAUGCAUGGAGAACAUAUUUUUUGAUGCGUUAUCUUCAACGACUAUGAGAAGCAGCAGUGAUUACCAUAUCAUAGAUAAGAAAUGAGUAACGUUACUUAUUUAUACUUGUUCACAUUUUAUAUUUUUGAAGACAUGUAACAUUUGUGAUUUUACCCCCUGUGAGGGAAGCAAAGUAAGUACCAUUCUGCCCAUCUGGGAAUGAUGGGCAUCAUAACUGCCCAUCUAGUUAAUGCCGUAACUAGAACCUAGGAGCGCUGGCUUCCCUGCCUAGUGCUUUUCAAAACUGUGCCACACGGGACAGGAUCCAGGCCUGAAACAUAUACAAUUCUGGGAAGCCUCCUUAAGAAAAAGAAUUCCAAAAUAUUUCGCUUUUGCAAAUAUUACAAAAACAUAAUGUUAAUACAUUACUAGGACCCUUCCUAAGACCCUAAGGAUCCAUGCAAGCGCAGGGCCCUGCAUGUUAAGGGUCUUUGCUCCAGGAUUCGUGUGCCUCUCCAGCUGUGUCACAGUGCCCUUCCCUACCACAUCUCCAGUCACUACCUCUAACAUAGCCUCUUCUGAGCUGAUUAAAUUCUGGGAGGAAUUUUCUGAUACCAAAUUGAAAUCUGCUUCUUGAAGAUUAUUAUCACACCUAGAAGAUUGCCAUAGUAAAAGAAGGAGCAUAUGCAAGGCAGGUACCCGGUUCAGUAGAAGGAUUCUGGUACAUGAACUGGGUGUUCACGUCUUUCUCUGAUCCUUUUCCCACCUCCUUACAAUGAAACAGUUCUACUUGAAAGUCUCUAAGAGCUCUACCAGUGCUGACAUUCUAGUCUUCACAUACAUUAGGUUAAACUAUAAAAUUGUGUUUGUACAUCAAAAGCAGCUGAAUAUCAGUAGUUUUCAUAUGGUUCAGCCUAAUAUGUGCAAUGUGAAAAGUGAAUACCUUACAAGCUACAAAUCCCAGGUUGGAACCUCUCACUGUUCUGUUUGAUUUUUGUUUAAGGGAUCUACAUAGGGUUUUCAGAAGUCCCUAUUGAAACAUACAUAUUUGUAUAUAGUAAAAACUCUGAUAAUUGAUUGCAAUUAUCUCUGGAAACGAGGAUUGUGGUUUUCCAUUUUUUACUUAAAAAUUAUGUAAUAUUUGAUUUAUUUGACCAUAAGUAUGCUACUUGUAUAAUUGGGGAAGGGGAGCUAUUUCACCUUCAAAAAAAAUCAA